This is a messenger RNA of Branchiostoma floridae (Florida lancelet), 1826 nucleotides long. RefSeq lists its product as uncharacterized. Gene Ontology annotation, biological process: apoptotic process; extrinsic apoptotic signaling pathway via death domain receptors. Bases 96 to 1517 code for a protein of 473 amino acids. The record is from RefSeq and is a predicted model, not a curated record. Gene Ontology annotation, molecular function: DNA binding. Gene Ontology annotation, cellular component: nucleolus. The transcript has 10 exons. Lineage: Eukaryota; Metazoa; Chordata; Leptocardii; Amphioxiformes; Branchiostomatidae.
GGGAGGCUGCCGAGCUUCUAUAGCUGGCUCAAGAGCAAGCUGAAGCUGCUGAGGAUGACCUGGUCAGGACGUCCUUCCAUAAUGCAGAACUGCAGAUGCUGCUAACUGAUGAGAAGCUGGUGGCUGCAGAGCUUCUAGAGCUGGCUCAAGAGCAAGCUGAAGCUGCUGAGGAUGACCUGGCCAGGACGUCCUUCCAUAAUGCAGAACUGCAGAUGCUGCUAACUGAUGAGAAGCUACAAGCAGAUGAUGCAAAGGUGCAACACAAAAGGGAGCUCUCUCAGGCCCAUGAAGACCUAGAAAUGGCCAUCUGUGACCUACAGGAGGAAAAAAAGAGGAGUGCCCAGAAGCACAUCCUGAUAGAUGACUUGAAGGCUCGGGUCACCGUUUUAAAGACAGGAGGGUCCUGUUUCAGCAGUAGAUAUGAAGCCAGAGCCCACGUCUCACUUGAAGAGGCAGAUUUAGCGAUGGCAUACAGGAUCGCAGAACUGGAGGUCCUUUUGGAGGAGCAGCGGAAUGAAAACACCAAGCUGACAGCCCAGUUACAACAGUCUGAGGAAGAGAGUCUGCCAGAUAACACAGAACAACAAGACCACUCGUUCCUGCCUGAGUGCUUCCUGGCUCACAGCGCCUCGCCCAUUGAUGAGGAAGAGAUGCUGCCAGCAGACAUGGAACGCAAAGAGGACUCUUUCCUGCCUGAGUGCUUCCUGGCCCGCUGCCCCUCACCAAUGAAUGACAAGGAGGAAGGGCUGCCAGCAGACAUGGAACACAAAGAGGACUCUUUCCUGCCUGAGUGCUUCCUGGCCCGCUGCCCCUCUCCAAUGAAUAACAAGGAGGAAGGGCUGCCAGCAGACAUGGAACACAAAGAGGACUCUUUCCUGCCUGAGUGCUUCCUGGCCCGCUGCCCCUCACCACUGAAUGACAAGGAGGAAGGGCUGCCAGCAGACAUGGAACACAAAGAGGACUCUUUCCUGCCUGAGUGCUUCCUGGCCCGCUGCCCCUCUCCAAUGAAUAACAAGGAGGAAGGGCUGCCAGCAGACAUGGAACACAAAGAGGACUCUUUCCUGCCUGAGUGCUUCCUGGCCCGCUGCCCCUCUCCAAUGAAUAACAAGGAGGAAGGGCUGCCAGCAGACAUGGAACGCAAAGAGGACUCUUUCCUGCCUGAGUGCUUCCUGGCCCGCUGCCCCUCACCAAUGAAUGACAAGGAAGAGAUGCUGCCACCUGACAUGGAAUGCAAAGAGGACUCUUUCCUGCCUGAGUGCUUCCUGGCUCGCUGCCCCUCACCAAUGAAUGACAAGGAGGAAGGGCUCCCAGCAGACAUGGAAUGCAAAGAGGACUCUUUCCUGCCUGCAGAGUGCUUCCUGGCUUGCUGCCCCUCACCCAUGGAUGACGAGGUAGACAGACAGACAGCUGACACUGAACAAGACUUGAGCCCACGAGUAGAGAGUAAGGGAUUAGCCAAAUGGUUGAAAAAAGCAAAGAGGAUGUUAUGCUGUUGCAAUAUUGUGAAAGAGGAUUAAGAACAUAAUAGUGUAUAAUAUAUAUUUAAUAAUGUAAAUGAUCUGUAAACAUAUAUGCUGUCAAAGUGAUGGUAUCAUAUAAUAUACUGCAAUGUGUUUUCCAGCGGUCUUAUUUGUAAACAAGGAGAGAUCUGAAAUAAUUGUAUAAAAAAAGAAAUGAAAAAUAUAAUAUUUGUAUGGCCAAUUUUAUCAAACAUUUUUAACAUGAGAGAGACUCUAUUUUCAUGCCCAACAAUUUUAUGUCUGUCAUAAGCAUUGUCUGUGAAGGGGAGAUGCAGUCUGACAAUACAUGUGUGUAGUGUGUACAAG